Molecule: messenger RNA, 1577 nt
Organism: Mus caroli (Ryukyu mouse)
Lineage: Eukaryota; Metazoa; Chordata; Mammalia; Rodentia; Muridae
Gene: Gpr15
Product: G protein-coupled receptor 15
Biological process (GO): calcium-mediated signaling; immune response; positive regulation of cytosolic calcium ion concentration
Cellular component (GO): external side of plasma membrane; membrane
Molecular function (GO): C-C chemokine binding; C-C chemokine receptor activity
Source: RefSeq, a predicted model, not a curated record
AUGGAACCAGCAACAGCCCUGCUGAUUGUGGAUUACUAUGACUACACAAGCCCAGAUCCUCCUAUCCUGGAGACUCCCUCCCACCUGUCCUACACAUCUGUCUUCCUCCCUAUCUUUUACACAGUUGUAUUCCUGACUGGAGUGUUGGGGAAUUUCAUCCUCAUGGUAGCUCUGCAUUUCAAACGCGGCAACCGAAGAUUGAUCGACAUCUUUAUCAUCAACCUGGCUGCCUCUGACUUCAUUUUCCUUGUCACAGUGCCUCUUUGGAUGGAUAAGGAAGCCUCUCUAGGACUAUGGAGGACUGGCUCUUUCCUGUGCAAAGGCAGCUCCUAUGUGAUCUCCGUGAACAUGCACUGUAGUGUCUUCUUGCUCACAUGCAUGAGCAUGGACCGUUACCUGGCUAUCAUGCACCCAGCCUUAGCCAAGAGAUUGCGAAGGAGAAGCUCUGCAUAUGCAGUGUGUGCCGUCGUCUGGAUCAUCUCAUGCGUCCUGGGGUUGCCCACUCUUCUGUCCAGGGAGCUCACUCACAUUGCAGGCAAACCAUACUGUGCAGAGAAGAAACCCACGUCCUUAAAACUGAUGUGGGGCCUGGUAGCCUUGAUUACCACCUUUUUCGUCCCCCUCCUGAGCAUUGUGACCUGCUACUGUUGCAUCACAAGGAGGCUGUGUGCUCAUUACCAGCAGUCGGGAAAGCAUAACAAGAAACUAAAGAAGUCCAUAAAGAUCGUCAUUAUUGCGGUGGCGGCCUUCACCGUCUCCUGGGUACCCUUUAACACUUUCAAGCUCCUAGCCAUUGUUUCAGGGUUCCAGCCAGAAGGCCUUUUUCACUCCGAGGCUUUGCAGCUGGCCAUGAAUGUGACUGGGCCCUUGGCCUUUGCCAGCAGCUGUGUCAACCCUCUCAUUUACUAUGUCUUUGACAGCUAUAUCCGCCGGGCCAUUGUACGUUGUCUGUGCCCUUGUCUGAAGACCCACGACUUUGGGAGCAGCACUGAGACAUCGGACAGUCACCUCACUAAGGCUCUUUCCAACUUCAUUCAUGCAGAGGAUUUCAUCCGGCGGAGGAAGAGGUCUGUGUCACUCUAAAACGAGCUGUGACAUGUCAAGCUCUGUUGGCACUCUUAGGAAGCUGGGGUUUGUCAGCAGCAGAGAAAGAGAAGAGCAUUAAAGAUGAAAUUCAUAUUGAUUCAUAAAUCCAAGGAAGUGUUGGCUUUAAAAAAAAAAAAAGCCUCCCUGAAGAGCUCUUGUGCUGUGGGUCUAAUCAGGCCAUAUGCAGUGUGUUCACCUUAAAGGUCUUCUUACGUGGUAAUCCAGCCAACCAGACAACAUACAAACUCCACUGUCCUUGAACUCAAAGGCUGUUUUCUUCAUGCAUGCAUUUUGGACCUUUCAGAACCAUCCACUGUUUGUACUGGACUGUGUUUGGAAGAGACAUUUUUGAUCUGACCAUAGCUUUGGACUGGGAAAAACAAAAGAAAGAAAAUCCAUAUGAGGAAAAAGACACUGUGCAUUGUGUUUAUCAAUCGAGAGUCACCUCAUCACCUGAUCUGAAAUGUGCUAGCAGUGACUCUGGCCAACAC